CCGUAAAGGUUCGAAAGGGUGAGUGAAAAUCUUGAACUCAUUUGCAUUUGUUUGGGUGAAAUGUAUAUAAACUGGGAUUCACUCUUUAUGCAUCAGUUGCACCUCGAUCACGAAAGCCAUAAGAGGACAGAUCGCAACAGGACUUGCAAAGAAAGAAAGUAGCAGGGCUCAGGUAGUGGUGGUCAAAUUUUAGCCGCCCUAGAGUGAAUAACGAAAGCAUGGCACAUUCGUUAUCGCAUCAACAGGAGUAUAAUCCAAACCCUGUAUCUCAAGCUGAUGAAAAAUAUUUAUCAGCCAAUGCAGAGAUUUUCAAGAGUAUAAAUGCAUUGCUAGGAAACUCCCUCGAUCUGAACAGUCUUGCGGGACUGACAUUGCCACAGCAGCAAGAACAGAUAAGAGACCCAUCCUAUAUGGCUGCCAUGCCUGCCAUGUCCACUGCAGAGCUCUUAUUUUCAGGGUAUGGUUUUCCAGCUCCACAGUCUCCAAACACCUUCUCAUAUUCAGGAUUUCACCCAUUUCCACCUGUCUCCAAUGUGAACCUUCCCAUGUUAAAUCGCCAUCAUGGUGGCUAUGGCGGACUGCUAGACUACUCCAAAAGCCAGGACCAUGGGGUUCACGUGCCAGGGGCAAUAUCAAAUAGAACGCUGGAAUGCCUGACUAACUCACCACAGAGAAUGCUCAGGGCCAUCACUGCAGAGAGGAGGGGAUCUUCUUUGUCUAGUGAUUACAGUGGUCUGAAUUCUCCGAUGUUGAAUUAUGGCAAUACAUCCCGCUGCUCUCUGACACGUUCCCCGUCACCAUUUAGUGACUCUGACACUUCAGGACUUGGCAGUGAUGGAAGUGCAACAGAUCCUCUCACUGAACUCAUGAAUUCCCUCCACAUUGGUGGCCCCCCAGCUGCAGGGCCCAUGUCGCCCUCCCCUCCUCCCCAGCAGCCUCAGCAAGUGGACCUCACGCGCCUGCUCCAAGGUGGAGACUUUAUGCGCUCGCCGCCAUGUCCUCCUAAUUCUAGAGAGGAAAGUCCUGGACCACAGUCUACUGAUCUGCUGUCUGAUAAAAGAUGGCAGUCUGUGAACUCCCUGUUUUCCACAAACAGUUCAGAUCCUUAUUCUAUUGAGAAGGCAGCAAGGUUAUACAGGAAUGCUGCUUCUCUCUAUGAAGCCACCUGUACAUGGAGCGGUCAGUUACCCCCAAAGGUGUACAAAAACCCAAGCUACUCGUGCAAGGUUUUCCUAGGAGGGGUUCCUUGGGACAUCACUGAAACUGGUCUCCAGUCAGCCUUCAAACCAUUCGGUCCUAUACGCAUAGAGUGGCCAGGGAAGGAUGGUAAGCAUCCACGCUCCUCUGGCAGAGGGACAUGGCUUAAAGGAUAUGUGUAUAUCUUGUUUGAGAAUGAGAAGGCAGUCAAGGCUCUUUUGCAGUCCUGCACUCAUGAUUAUUCUAAUGGAGGCGAGUACUACUUCAAGAUCUCGAGCCGCAGAAUGAGGAGUAAAGAGGUGCAGGUUAUUCCCUGGGUUCUCAGUGACAGCAACUAUGUACGCCAACCCUCCCAGCGCCUGGACCCAAAUAAAACAGUGUUUGUUGGAGCUCUCCAUGGGAUGUUGAAUGCAGAGGCACUGGCGGCAAUUAUGAAUGACCUGUUUGGAAAUGUGGUGUAUGCUGGGAUAGACACAGACAAAUACAAGUAUCCCAUUGGGUCUGGUCGAGUGACCUUCAGUGUCCACAAAAGUUACAUGAAGGCUGUGCAGGCAGCUUUUGUAGAAAUCAAGACCCCUAAGUUUACAAAAAAGGUUCAGAUUGAUCCUUACUUAGAAGAUUCUAUGUGCAGCACGUGUAACAUUCAGCAGGGGCCAUACUUCUGUCGUGACCUGCAGUGUUUCCGCUACUACUGCCGUUCCUGUUGGCAAUGGCAGCAUUCCCUGGACACAUUGAAGAACCACAAACCUCUGAUGAGAAACAGCAAGGGCACAUCUGUGGCUGCUGGGACUUGCACAUGAACGUACCAGGAGAGCAGUUAUAAAUCCACUCCUAAGAUGUCAAAUUGGAAGAGUUGUUUCCCUGUCUUUGUUCAGUUGGGAAAUGUGCAACAAGUGGACACCAAUACUGGAGGAUGAGGACACAAGAACCUCUUAUACCUUGAGAAAUGGAGAACUUGAAGAAACAAGUAUUUGAUGUAAAGAUAUUAUGGUUCUUACUCCAACGAGUGGAAAAUCCUCAUUUUCUUUUUCAUGAUUUUUAUUGUUGAGGGAGGCUACACUUCACCAAACUUUGGACCACAUUUGUGUGGCUACUAAAUAUGUUUUGUUGAUUUUUACAGUUUUAUUUAAAAUUUAUAUACCAUUUACACACAGUCACAGAGUAUUAUAUGUAUAACACGCACUGAGUUGAGCAUAAGACUCCAUUUGGAGUUGUUUCAUUCCGGUUCUGUUGUGAAAGUUACUAGAAGGUAGAUUAUUAUUGGAUAUACUUAAUGUUAGUUUGGUUUUAGGAAUUUGUAACUUUUUAUCAUUAUUAACUUGCACUAUAAGUAUUAAUCAAGUUUAUAAUUAGAAUAAUGAUUGGUUUAUUCUUUUGAUUGAUUUAAAUUGAUCAGUAGUUGGAAUGGUGGAUAAUUGAUGAUGGAUUUAACCAAGUAAAAAGAUUUUACUAUUUUGGAAGUGCAUUUUACAGCAAAUUGUUGAAUUGAGAGAAGCCCCAUGUUUUAUCUUAAUAUGUUGAAUUCUCAAAUUUUACCAUUUCUUCAAGAUCUUAAUAUACUUGUUCUCUUUUAUCCUAUUCUUCAUUCAACAAUGCAGUUCUGAAAGUUCUAUUUCUUUUCAAUCAGUCUGUCUUUUUAUAUAAUGUCAAAAUUCUAUUGAUUAUUUAAAUUAUUGAAGCUAGUAAGUGGAAACUCUAGUUUACUUGUGCAUAGGAUUUUACACUUGUUCUUUCUCUCCAGGGGCAAUUUAGUUGAUGAGUAUAUAUGAUGCACAAGUUAAAUAAGUCUGGUUAUUAUUAUUUUUAAAAGAAAAGUGAAUAUUGUAGAAUGAUGUUCUUACAGAAAAGAGAUGUGAUCAAGAAAUUGUUUUUAUAUUUGAUCAGGAAUUUUAGAUAAUGAUUAACAUUUAGUGGAACAUCAGUUUAAGAUGGCAAUUGAUGGUGAUAUGGUCGGUAGUAUAAUAAAUGGUUGCUUACCUAAUCGGAUGGAUCAUGACGGAUAAACUAACCUUGCAAUGUCCCUCGGUAAAUGAACUUGAACCUUACAGUUUGUGAGGAGCUAUUUUUCUGCACUCAUUUAU
This is a messenger RNA of Lingula anatina, 3278 nucleotides long. RefSeq names its product cytoplasmic polyadenylation element-binding protein 1. Gene Ontology annotation, cellular component: neuron projection; nucleus; synapse. Gene Ontology annotation, molecular function: translation factor activity, RNA binding; mRNA regulatory element binding translation repressor activity; mRNA 3'-UTR binding. Lineage: Eukaryota; Metazoa; Brachiopoda; Lingulata; Lingulida; Lingulidae. Gene Ontology annotation, biological process: negative regulation of cytoplasmic translation. The record is from RefSeq and is a predicted model, not a curated record.